GUGUAUCACUCAAAUAAUAAGUAUUUGAUUCUACACAAUCAAACACAGCCAUCACUGUCUCUCUCCAACUUUCACUUUCGCAUACCUUCACUUCAUAUAAUAUGCCAAACUCUUUCCAUAACCUCAUCUUCUCUUCUCACAACACGUUCCCAUUCCUCUCUCCCUAACCUCACCGGCAGCGCCUUCACGGUCAUCGCCGCCGACACCCCCCCUCCCUUCUUAAUGGCCUCAAUCCCAGUCGCGUGUUCCACACACCCCAAGCUCCAAGCCUCACCCUUAUUCCAAUCCCACGCGCGCUCCCGCAGCGCGUCCUUCUGGAGGGUUCAGCAGAGGGGUUCGAUGGGUGGUGGUGGUGCCGCGUCGAGUUUCGCCUGCUCCACUUCUCAGUUCCGCGGCGGAUUCGGGUUCCGGUUCCACCGGAGACAGGGGAAGUUCUCGUUGCUCUCUUUCGGCGGUGACGACGACGGAAGCGCCGUUGGCGGCGAAGCGAGAGAAAGAGACUUGUCUCAGCUUCUCUCCGCAUUGCUUCCCGUUGUUGUUGCUGCCACCGCCGUUGCCGCUCUCGCUAAACCCUCCACUUUUACUUGGGUAUCAAAAGAGUUAUAUGCUCCUGCACUUGGUGGGAUUAUGUUGUCUAUUGGAAUAAGACUAUCCGUAGAUGACUUCGCUCUUGCAUUUAAAAGACCUUUGCCACUUACCAUUGGGUUAAUUGCGCAAUACGUGCUUAAGCCUGUUCUUGGGAUCUUGGUUGCAAAGGCUUUUGGUUUGUCUAGGAUGUUUUACGCGGGCUUUGUCCUCACAGCUUGUGUUUCGGGGGCUCAACUAUCCAGCUAUGCAAACUUCUUAAGCAAAGGGGAUGUAGCCUUGGGCAUUCUUCUCACAAGCUAUACCACAAUUGCAUCAGUUAUUGUUACACCUCUGUUAACUGGUCUUCUGAUUGGAUCAGUAGUGCCAGUUGAUGCAGUUGCCAUGUCAAAGUCAAUUCUGCAGGUUGUACUUGUUCCGGUGACCCUUGGUCUUCUUCUCAAUACAUAUGCAAAGUCAGUUGUAUCUGUUCUUCAACCUGUGAUGCCCUUUGUUGCCAUGAUUUGUACUUCACUGUGCAUUGGCAGCCCUCUUGCUUUAAACAGGAGUCAAAUUUUGACAGGCGAAGGUCUCCGGUUGGUUUUUCCAGUAUUAACAUUUCAUGUUGUUGCCUUCACUUUAGGAUAUUGGUUCUCAAAGAUUCCAUCCUUGAGGCAGGAAGAACAGGUGAGCAGGACGAUUUCACUAUGCACUGGAAUGCAGAGUUCCACCCUUGCAGGACUCCUUGCAACGCAAUUUUUGGAUAGUAGUCAGGCAGUUCCUCCUGCAUGUUCUGUCAUUGCUAUGGCUAUAAUGGGUCUCUGUCUUGCCUCUUUUUGGGGAAGUGGCUUUGUAAUUAGAAACCUGUUGCCAUUACCUCCUCUCAGAACCAAUUCUGCUGUUAAAACUUAACUUUUUUGUUUCUGAUGCGUGUCAUUGAGGCUUAUUUUUUAGCAUCAGUUGGAGGGUGGAAACUUGAUAAAUUUGAUCUUUUAAUGGUAACAAUUAGAAAUGGCUAGGGAAGGUAGAUUAAUAGGAAAAAUUCAAGUGUAUAGGUUAGUCACAUACAAAUCAGCAAGAAACAGGUUUCAUUAGUAACAUUGUAACAUUAUCCAGAGAAAAAAGUUACAUAGUAACGGGGGGUAUAGAUGCAUAGAUACUAUCAUUUGUUACCUAGCUGCAAAUCAGUACACUUCUGUACAUAGACUCAAACUAUGUCAUAGAUCAUUUACCAAUUAACAGUUUUCUCUGUCCCUCUCUGCGUU
Molecule: messenger RNA, 1829 nt
Organism: Glycine soja
Lineage: Eukaryota; Viridiplantae; Streptophyta; Magnoliopsida; Fabales; Fabaceae
Product: probable sodium/metabolite cotransporter BASS3, chloroplastic
Exons: 5
Coding region: 223-1476 (417 amino acids)
Cellular component (GO): membrane
Source: RefSeq, a predicted model, not a curated record